Messenger RNA from Cyanistes caeruleus (blue tit), 3830 nucleotides. It is a transcript of the gene BMPR2, whose product is annotated as bone morphogenetic protein receptor type 2. Lineage: Eukaryota; Metazoa; Chordata; Aves; Passeriformes; Paridae. Gene Ontology annotation, molecular function: ATP binding; transforming growth factor beta receptor activity. Gene Ontology annotation, cellular component: signaling receptor complex; plasma membrane. Gene Ontology annotation, biological process: cellular response to growth factor stimulus; blood vessel development; BMP signaling pathway. The record is from RefSeq and is a predicted model, not a curated record.
CCUGCCGGCUCGAACCGUGGCUUGCCCAGGUAUGCCUGCCUCACUGCAGCACCUUGUGCUGGUGCUCCUGCUCUCCAGUGCCACCCUGCUGCUCGGCACUGCGGCUGCUACACAGAGUGAGGAGCGGCUGUGUGCAUUUAAAGACCCGUAUCAGCAGGACCAUGGAAUCAGUGAGAGCCGAAUCUCCCAGGAGAAUGGCACAAUUUUGUGCAUGAAAGGUAGUACCUGCUAUGGACUUUGGGAAAAAACACGAGAAGGAGACAUACAUCUUGUAAAACAAGGUUGCUGGUCUCAUAUAGGAGACCCACAGGAGUGUCACUUUGAAGAGUGUAUAGUUACGACCACCCCUUCCUUGAUUCAGAAUGGAACAUACCGCUUCUGCUGCUGUAGUACAGACUUGUGUAAUGUCAACUUCACAGAAAACUUCCCUCCUCCUGACCCUACUGAUACAACACCUUACAAUUCUUCUCAUUCUUUUCAUCGAGAUGAGACCAUCGUUAUUGCCCUGGCAUCUGUGUCUGUACUGGCUGUUCUGAUAGCUGCUCUGUUCUUUGGAUACAGGAUGCUUGCAGGAGACCGUAAACAAGGUUUGCACAGUAUGAACAUGAUGGAGGCAGCAGCAUCAGAGCCCUCAUUGGAUCUGGAUAAUCUAAAGCUGUUAGAGUUGAUUGGCCGGGGACGAUAUGGAGCAGUGUAUAAAGGUUCCCUAGAUGAACGCCCAGUUGCUGUGAAAGUAUUUUCUUUUGCUAAUCGUCAGAACUUUGUCAAUGAGAGGAACAUUUACAGGAUUCCACUGAUGGAACACGAUAACAUCGCCCGCUUCAUUGUGGGGGAUGAGAGAUUCACUGCAGACGGCCGGAUGGAAUAUUUAUUGGUGAUGGAAUAUUACCCCAAUGGUUCUUUGUGUAAAUAUUUGAGUCUCCACACAAGUGACUGGGUGAGCUCUUGUCGUUUGGCUCACUCUAUAACUCGGGGCUUGGCGUACCUGCACACGGAGCUGCCUCGAGGAGAUCAUUACAAACCUGCAAUAUCCCAUCGUGACUUGAACAGCCGCAAUGUACUGGUAAAGAAUGAUGGAACAUGUGUAAUCAGUGACUUUGGACUCUCCAUGAAAUUAACUGGGAACAGACUGGUACGACCAGGUGAGGAAGACAAUGCAGCCAUUAGUGAGGUCGGUACGAUCCGCUAUAUGGCCCCAGAAGUGCUUGAAGGAGCAGUGAACUUGAGGGACUGUGAAUCUGCUUUGAAACAAGUAGAUAUGUAUGCACUAGGCCUUAUCUACUGGGAGAUCUUCAUGAGAUGUACAGACCUCUUCCCAGGGGAAUCUGUGCCAGAGUACCAGAUGGCUUUCCAGACUGAAGUCGGAAACCAUCCCACUUUUGAAGACAUGCAAGUCUUGGUGUCUAGAGAGAAGCAAAGACCAAAAUUCCCAGAAGCAUGGAAGGAGAACAGCCUGGCUGUGAGGUCACUUAAAGAAACAAUUGAAGACUGUUGGGAUCAAGAUGCAGAAGCUCGACUGACAGCACAGUGUGCUGAGGAGAGAAUGGCAGAACUCAUGAUGAUUUGGGAGAGAAAUAAAUCAGUUAGUCCAACAGUCAACCCUAUGUCAACUGCCAUGCAAAAUGAGAGGAAUCUGUCGCAUCAUAGACGUGUGUCAAAGAUAAGGCCAUAUCCCGAUUAUUCUUCCUCUUCCUACAUUGAAGAUUCAAUCCACCACACUGACAGCAUAGUGAAGAACAUUUCUUCUGAACAUUCAAUGUCCACUACACCACUGACUUCAGGGGAAAAGAAUAGAAAUUCCAUUAACUACGAGCGGCAACAAGCACAAGCUCGCAUCCCCAGUCCUGAGACGAGCGUCACCAGUUUGUCCACCACCAAUACAACUGGCCUCACUCCUAGCACUGGCAUGACCACCAUAUCUGAAAUGCCUUAUUCAGAUGAAACAAACUUACACACCACAAAUGUCAUGCAGCCAGGUGGGCCUACCCCUGUUUGUCUGCAGCUAACAGAGGAGGACUUGGAGACAAAUAAAUUGGAUCCAAAAGAAGUGGAUAAGAACCUGAAAGAAAGCUCUGAUGAGAAUCUGAUGGAACAUUCACUUAAGCAGUUUAGUGGGCCAGAUCCACUCAGCAGCACUAGUUCCAGCCUUCUUUAUCCACUGAUAAAACUUGCAGUAGAGGUGACAGGACAGCAGGACUUCACACAAGCUACCAAUGGUCAGGCGUGUUUGAUUCCAGAUGUCCCAUCUGCUCAGGUCUAUCCUCUGCCCAAGCAACAGAACCUUCCGAAGAGGCCUACCAGCCUCCCUCUAAACACCAAAAAUUCAACAAAAGAGCCACGGUUAAAGUUUGGUGGUAAGCACAAAUCAAAUUUGAAGCAAGUGGAAACGGGCGUUGCCAAGAUGAACACUAUCAAUGCUGCAGAACCUCAUGUCGUGACAGUCACCAUGAACGGAGUGGCUGGAAGGAGCCACGGCAUGAACUCCCAUGCUGGCACAACCCAGUAUGUCAAUGGCACGCUGCCCUCCGGCCAGACCGGCGGGUCGGUAGCGCAGAGGGCCCAGGAAAUGCUUCAGAACCAGUUCAGUGGGGAGGACAGUCGGCUGAAUAUCAAUUCCAGUCCCGAUGAGCAUGAGCCCUUGCUGAGGCGGGAGCAGCAGGUUGGCCACGAUGAAGGUGUUCUGGACCGCCUGGUGGACAGGAGGGAGCGACCACUGGAUAACGGGCGAACAAACGCCAACAACAACAACAGCAAUCCGUGCGCAGACACAGCUGCAGCCAGUGUCCAGAAUGUAGUGAGAAAUCCUGGGCAGACCCAGACUAGAAGAGCACAGAGGCCUAAUUCUCUGGAUCUGUCAGCCACAAGUAGUUUGGAUAGCAGUAGUAUGCAGUUGGGUGACUCUUCACAGGAUGGCAAAUCAGGCUCAGGAGAGAAGAUCAAGAAACGUGUGAAAACUCCAUACUCUCUCAAGCGGUGGCGUCCGUCAACGUGGGUCAUCUCCACGGAGCCGCUGCACUGCGAGGUCAACAACAACGGCAGUGAGCAGGCAGUGCCCCCCAAAUCCAGCACUGCUGUGUACCUUGCAGAGGGGGGCACUGCCACCACUAUGGUCUCUAAGGACGCAGGGGUGAACUGCCUGUGAAACACUUCAAAAGCCAACAAAUGACCUUUUUUUUGCAUUAUUUGAAACAAACGUGCAGAAGACAUUUUAAAAAACUGCUUUCUCCUCCUGUCAGCAACCCCUACCAAGGACUCGCUUUAAAUAGAUUUCAGCUAUGCAGAAAAUUUUUAGCUUAUGCUUCCAUAUUUUUUUAUUUUGUUUUAUUUUUUGAACGUUUUUGCACUUUUAUUUAGUAUCGCUAAAGUUAAGUCUGUCUGUUUUGACCACGGAAUAUAUAUAUGUGUAUCAAAGAUGUGGUCUCAAAAUAUUUUUUUAAAAAAAAAGUAACAAAAAAAAGUAUUGCUGAUAAUCAGUUUGGACCAGUUUCUUAAGGUCACUAAGAUCAUAAGCAGACUAUAAGACAGGUUUGACUGCAGUGGUGUCUUGUAACCAUGUUUUGAUUUCUGUGCACAAGCUAGUCUGUAUAUUUCUAUGUUACAAAGUGUAUUCUCUUUUGAGCCCCUUAUUUUCCUUGUGUCAUGUUGAAAUGUGCAAUAGUCUAUAGUUCACAGUAGGCUUUAUUGAAAAGUGUGUUUCUAAAACUGCCACAUGUUCCCAUUUUUGUAUUUGUUAAUUUUUCCUUGACAGUUGAGCAGUCAGCCGGUCAUGACAGUGAACUUUGCACAUCGUAGCCAGCUUGAAGCAGCUGCCAAUAUCACAUUGUGCUCAG